Caenorhabditis remanei is the source of this 657-nucleotide messenger RNA. RefSeq lists its product as uncharacterized. Gene Ontology annotation, biological process: regulation of exocytosis; protein localization to plasma membrane; cellular response to insulin stimulus. Lineage: Eukaryota; Metazoa; Nematoda; Chromadorea; Rhabditida; Rhabditidae. The record is from RefSeq and is a predicted model, not a curated record. The transcript has 6 exons. Bases 1 to 657 code for a protein of 218 amino acids. Gene Ontology annotation, molecular function: GTP binding; GTPase activity. Gene Ontology annotation, cellular component: plasma membrane; synaptic vesicle; trans-Golgi network transport vesicle.
AUGAGUUACAAUCAUCUCUUCAAGAUCGUUGUGGUUGGAGAUCACAAUUGCGGAAAAUCAUGCAUCUUGUUAAGGUUUGCCGAAAACAACUUUCGAAUGGAUCACAUCAGUACAUUAGGAGUUGAUUUCAAAUUGAAGACAAUCAAGUUGGGAAGGGAUAAGAUACGAUUAGAACUAUGGGACACCGCUGGAAUGGAAAGAUACAGGACGAUAUACAACUCAUAUUAUCACUCUGCUCAUGGUGUCAUGUGUGUCUACGAUAUGACAAAUGAGAAAUCAUUCGAAAAUUUGGAAAAAUACUGGCUGAAAGAGAUCAAACAGCACGCUCCAGCAAAUGCCGUUCUGAUGUUAGUAGGGAACAAAGCAGAUUUGGAUCAAGAACGGAAGGUUGACUUCGAUCGCGCUGAAAAACUGGCUUCGCGACUUGGUGUAUCCCUCUACGAAGUAUCUGCGAAAACUGGAAUCAACUGCGAAGAAGCUUUCCACACCCUGACAGCUGCAAUGCGAGAACGACUAACAGCUAGCAGUAUGAACUCGGACGAGUCGGAUGACAAUGAGGAAUUCUCUUCUGCCUUCCAUGUUGAUGGAGUCAUCAAAAGCGACAAGGGGAAGUUCACAUCAUGUUGUGCAAGUGCGCCGGAGCCCGCGUUCGUUUGA